AUGCGGGCUCACCCCCUUGCAGUAUGCAUUGCAGGACAAAUCCCGCUCCUCCCUGCAUUCGUGAUUGUGCCCCCGGCAUCUUCACUAGACUGUCUAGAACUGCAAGUAAAACUCGCUUUACAGCAUCUCUGGCGCGUUGGCAUCGAGAAGCAGGUACAGUUGAUGAGCAGCCCGGUAGCGUACUUCUCAUCUACACAGUCGUCGGCUGAGAUGAAGCGCAAGGCCUCCCUUGCAGCCACUGCUUGCAUAGUUGUGCAUACCUGGUUGGCGGCCUCUGGUGAUGAUCAUGAAGAUGAGACUGUGCCCGACCUCUGGGAUCGGAAAAAGAACCUUGCCUACCGAUCCUACGGAGGCGAUGGCGAUAUCGCGAAGUCCGUACACGCUCUGCCCAAGUGGGAAGUGCUAAAGGGCUUCGACGUCGACGAGUCCGAGACAUCGGCGUACUUGUCGUUCAUCUUCUCACGGAGGUUGAGGAGCUGCCGGGACAGGCUGGCGUGGAGUCGCAUGCACAUACGGACUUCGCGAAGGUCGCUGACGGACCUGUGCAGCUGUGUACCGCCCAAGAGUGUGAAAGGCUCAGCUUACAGCAUGUCGUCGUCCAAGAUCAUGAUGGGAUAUUCAUCCAUACCACCGCAGUCGUGGAUAGAGUGCGCCCUGCGAUCAGGGGGUGUCGUCGGCCACCAUGGAAUACGUCAGCAAUCGGUGACGGCCUCGCUGGUGAAGAUGACCUCACGGCGUUCGGCUGUCAUGGAGCUGGAUGCGGCCAGGCCGAAGACUACGUAUGCCGAGUCCUUGUGGGUUGAGGCAGACAUGCCCUCCGCCAUGGGGGCGGUGGUCCCGUGCAGGUUGCUGUGGGAUUCACACGGCAGUCGGCUGGCGUUGGUGGCCGGCCGGCUUGCCCAUCAUGGGAUCACGAGGUCCUUUAACCUGGGAGGCCCCAAGAGGCUCAUAGCUGGUUCCCAAGUCGGUGUCGCGCUGACCAGCACGUUGUUCUUCCGCUUUGUCUCUGCCUCUGCCUUCCGCUUCGUUGUUGAGGGCAAUGGGCAGUCGUGCCGGAAACGGUUCGAGUAUGAAACCUUACGAUGCUUUGUGCACAAAACUCAGCAAGAGAAGAAAGAAAUUUUAGUAGUGUAUCAAUGGCAUCAGGAUCUGUUGAGUAUGUCGUUGUGA
Molecule: messenger RNA, 1170 nt
Organism: Anthostomella pinea
Lineage: Eukaryota; Fungi; Ascomycota; Sordariomycetes; Xylariales; Xylariaceae
Source: the annotation of a GenBank genome assembly